Tyto alba (common barn owl) is the source of this 4190-nucleotide messenger RNA. It is a transcript of the gene GDF1, whose product is annotated as growth differentiation factor 1. Gene Ontology annotation, biological process: SMAD protein signal transduction; BMP signaling pathway. The transcript is spliced from 2 exons. Lineage: Eukaryota; Metazoa; Chordata; Aves; Strigiformes; Tytonidae. Gene Ontology annotation, cellular component: extracellular region. Gene Ontology annotation, molecular function: cytokine activity; growth factor activity. Bases 878 to 1993 code for a protein of 371 amino acids. The record is from RefSeq and is a predicted model, not a curated record.
UGCAGGAAGGAGGAAAAGAAGGGAACUGCUAUCCCAGGCCUCUUUUUGCUCAGCUGUAGCAGAGUUGGGGCAGCGACGGUACCGAGUUGGGGUAACGGUGAUCCCUGGUCAGCACACAUGUGUGUAAACUGAAUUUUAUAAUACUGGCUUGCCCAGGCUUCAACAUUUAGCUGGGUAACUCACUGGCCAGCACUGUGUAACAUCGAUUGUGCUGGCUGGGGUGGGGAGAAAGGGGCUCCCUCUGCCUGGCUGGGGCAGGGACCCCGCGCCGAGGGUGGGUGCUGGGGAUGGGUUCUGAUGGCUUUUUGUGCUGGCCCAGGGGCUGUGUCUUGCAGGCAGGGCGGUGUGUGCAGCAGGGAGCUGAAGCAAGAGUUGGAUGAUUUGGUGUGCUGGAAAUUGACGGCUUUAAGAGAAAAGUGUUGGAUGCUGUGAUUGGGGGGGAAAAAAAAGUAAAAAAAGCUGACUUGGGAGGAAGAAGCAAGAGGAGACCCAGAUCUGUGUUUGCCCCUGGAUCUGGGUGGGAUGUCUGCAGAGGAUGGGAGCAGUGCUUGACUUGCUGGCAGCUUUGUGUGGGGAUGAGCAGCCGCUUCCCUGCCACCAAGGACUUGGUGGUUGGACCUCAGUGGUGCGGAGAGAUUGUGGGAGCUCUGAGGGAGGAGGGCAGCCGGCCCUUUGCCACGCAGCCUCAAAGGGUUAACAGGUCCUGAGGAGCCUGGAGGGACCGUUCACACCCUCUGCCCAGUCCUGGGAAUCCCUCUGUGCUAAUUGAGCACUAAGCAGAUCAAAGGCUCCAAUCAGGCAAUCAACACCCCCCUGGCCCCUGUCUUCAGGUCCCGAGCCCAGGCUGCUCUUUGUCUGCAGGACAAGGAGCAGAGCAAUGUGGCUUCUCCCCAGCUUUAAAGCCAGCCUUGCCUGGGCUCUCCUGAGCGUGGUUCUGGGGAUGGAGUUAAGUUUGCAGGAAAGUUUAUUGUUAAAAUCCUUGGGUUUGAGCACCAAGCCCAGCCCCAAAACCCCCGGUCCUGUGCCGUCUGUGCUUUGGCGGAUCUUCCAGAAGAGAAAGACGCUGCCCUCUACAAACAAAGACCUGGCAGAUGCCUGUAGGGUGGAGGAAUUUAAUGUCCCUGGGAACAUCAUCCGUGUCUUCGCUGACCAAGGCCACUUCAUUCAUAACGGGCAGCCCCAGAGGUUGCUGUGUCUGCAGAAGCGUCUGUAUUUUAACCUCUCCGUGCUGGAGGAGGGCGAGCACUUGACGAUGGCUCAGCUAGAGAUCAAAUUCAGCCACAACUCCUACCACACGUCCAGCCAGGGGCAGGUUUUUGAGCUGAGGCUCUACCAAACCUCCCAAAUGUCUCUUCGGGGGAUGCCCUCCCACGAGCACAGCCGGAAGCUGCUGGUGGAGCAGUCCUUCGCCCGGCUGCACAAGUCUCUCCUCUUCAACCUGAGCGGGGUGGCGAAGGACUGGAGGGCGUACAGCCGGAAUCUGGGCUUGAUCCUGGAGAUCUCGGUGAGCGACGGCGCGUCAGCCGUGGCGAGCGGGGGGCUGCAGAGCCUCUGCGCCAGCAUCGACUCCUUCCUGGACACCUCUCUCUUGGUGGUGACCCUCAGCCAGCAGCAGUGCAAGGCUUCCAGGAGGAGGAGGAGGAGGAGGAGUGCUUACUAUCCCCUCGUCACGCCGAGCAACCUCUGCAAGCCCAGGCGGCUUUACAUCAGCUUCAGCGACGUCGGCUGGGAGAACUGGAUCAUUGCCCCGCAGGGCUACAUGGCGAAUUAUUGCCUGGGCGAGUGCCCCUUCCCCCUGACAGCGGAGCUGAACAGCACCAACCACGCCAUCCUCCAAACCAUGGUGCACUCGCUGGACCCCGAGGGGACCCCCCAGCCCUGCUGUGUCCCCGUCAGGCUGUCCCCCAUCUCCAUCCUCUAUUACGAUAACGACGACAACGUGGUGCUGAGGCACUACGAGGACAUGGUGGUGGAUGAGUGUGGCUGCAGAUAGCGGGAGCGGCUGCAGGGGGGAGCGGGGGGGGGUCCCGUCUGAAGCCUUGAAUGAUUGAUGGAAUAAAUCCAAGUGUGUUCAAUCCCCUCUGUGCUGGUGUUGAGGGAGUUUCCCGUCGGGGCUGCCCUUCUCCCCGUGCAGCUGGGGAGGAGGUUUGGCACGAGGGGGAUCAAUCCUGGAGUUGUGGUUUGGUAAGAGCUGGGUGCUCAGCCCUCCAAGCAGCCACGACUGUGACGGGGUUAUGCUCCAGUCUGACGCUGGUUGUCUGUUCUGUUCUGUUCUCCACGGGUGAUGGCAGCACCAGGUUGUGAAUCCCAGAGCCCUCUCGUGCUUGGCUGAGCUGCUGCUUGGUGCUUUUUGGCUUUUUGACUGGAUGCUGCAGCUUUCUCAGUGCAAAAAAAAAUUACUUGUUUUGGGGAAAAUGGUGCUGGUGGUUCCCUGGUGCCCGGGUGUGGCUGUGCCGGGAGGUGACACGGUGGCUCCGGUCCCGCUGCGGGCAGAGGUGCGGUGUCACAGCACGAGCCGCGUUUCUCUUCAGCUGUGGGAACUCAGGCCUGAGCUCUUUUUAUUGUGUGGUUGAUGAAGGGGGGGAUUUGGGAGCAGGGGGUGUCUGUGGCUGCUGGGGGGGGCCAAAUGCAAUCCCGGGGCGGCGGGGGGGUGGUGAGGUAGCAGAUGGUUUUGGCUGAGGAAAGAAAAGGUAAAACCAGGGGAUGUGGUGCCGGGUGGGCACCAGAGUUGGUGACAUCCUGUUCCCUCCCAGCCUGUUGUGACCCAGUAGUUAAUUAUUUACCUCAUUUGCAAAUUGAUGAGACUGUGUGGGGGGGUGAGAGGGUGUCCCCCCUGCUCACCAGCAGCAGCAGGACCAGCCUGAGCUGUGGCUGGAGACCAACAGCACCUGAGCAUCCAGCAGCAGCAGCUCAGCCCAGCAGCAUUAGUGAGGCACCACGUUCAUGCAGUUGUGUAGUUUAGGGUUGAUUUGGGGGUUUAUUUGUUUUUUUGGGUUGGCUGUGGUACCCAGACUGUUGCAGUAGCUUGGCCGUGCACCUACUGUGUGUGUUUGAGGCCACUACCCCGACCCUCCAGCCCCUGGGGGCUUGGAGCAGCUGGGGGUUUAAAACCUGGGCAAAGCUGCUUUUGAUUUUUUUUUUUUGGGGGGGGGGGGGGCAGAAACAGAAAAGGAAUCUUGAGUUAGACUUGAAUUUUUUUCUUUUCUUUUUUAAGCACAAACCUGACACCAUAGCACAGGUAAUUUUUUUUUUGUUUGUUUUUGUAUUGACGCAUUGUCUUCAAGGUCUGAUGAAGUGUUACCCGGCUAAGCUGGGCCUUCCCCCUCCUGGGGAACACUGAAGGUUUAACCACUGUUGGGUUUGCAGAGAAAAUGUCUUCCUGUCCCCCGUGACACUCCCCCUGACCUCUGUAGCUGAAGACCAAGACUGGAGUCGCUCGAGUACUGUAGCUGUGCAGUGUACUAAUGUUUUCAUGUCCCAAUGUGUUUCUUGACAGCGCUGUGGACUAGCAGAGAGCUCUGGGGCAGGGCCGCCCUGCUCUUCUCCAGCUGAUGAACAAAAGCUAUGCUGAAACCCAUUUCAAGCACUUAACCGUUUUCAGGGCUUAGGGUAGGACUUAACUAAAGCAAGCCGGAGCCCUUCUUUCAAAUUUAAGAUGGGCAGGAUUAAGAAAACCUUGAAGUAUUAGGAUUUUUGUACCUGGGCUGUGGCAGACUAAGCUCCUUUACCACGCAGCGAGGCAGCCUCCUUCCCUGGUUCUUGGAGAUGCUGGAGGGCAGCUGUCUGCGCAGAGAGGCCCUGGGCAGGGGGAAGGAGGGGGCUUCCAGCCCCCAGGAGCUCGGAGCCAGCACUCUGCCAAGCCCAGGCCUGAAGUGGCACUUCAGGAGCUCCACAGCCCAAGCUUUGCUGAGCCCCCACCUGCACCACAGGUAAAAGCCAGUUUCAGGUUUACUGCAGGGAAGCAGGAGAUGGUCCAGGUCACCUCUGGAACCAGCCUUUACCUCCUGCAGCUCCCCCCUGCACCCCCCGCUGGGGCACAGGCCCCUGUGAGCCAGAGGAGGGACGAGGGGGGGGGUAUUUAACAGUUUUCACAGUUCAUGUGCUUACCCAUGUACGCUAUGCACACACCACACUUUUGUACUAGUCUGUGUUUAAAAAAAAGUAAUAAACUUGAAGUUUAUACAAUCAGA